Vicia villosa (hairy vetch) is the source of this 1224-nucleotide messenger RNA. RefSeq names its product WAT1-related protein At2g37450-like. Gene Ontology annotation, molecular function: transmembrane transporter activity. The record is from RefSeq and is a predicted model, not a curated record. NCBI's taxonomy places the organism in Eukaryota, Viridiplantae, Streptophyta, Magnoliopsida, Fabales, Fabaceae. Gene Ontology annotation, cellular component: plasma membrane. The transcript has 9 exons. Bases 1 to 1224 code for a protein of 407 amino acids.
AUGUCACUUGGUCUUUGCAUACUCACUCUCUUUUAUGCUAGUUGGCCCGUUAUCGACCAAAAUUUAUUCAUUUUGAGAUUACAUCAUACGACCGCCACAUAUGCCGCUGCAAUGUCUAAUAUCAUUCCUGCGCUUACCUUUGUACUAGCUUUCUUUUUAAGGUUGGAGACGAUAAACGUUGGAAAUAGACGGUGUCAAGCCAAGUUGUUAGGCGCAUUAGUCACGAUCUUAGGAGCUAUGGUGAUGACCCUAAUUAAAGGCCCGGUGUUAUUUGGUGUCAGUGGAGGAAACAACAACAAUAAUCAUGAUGGAGUAUCACAUGUUUUAUUUGGAUCCAUAUUCAUUUUUGCAAGAUGUCUGGGUUGUGCCAUCUUUGUGAAUCUACAAGCUAUUACAUUAAAGUCUUAUCCAGCAACACUCUCCUUGACCUCAUUGGUAUGCUUGAUGGGUGCCCUGGAAGGUCUAGAAAUGGCUUUUAUCAUGGAGGAAACACACUUUAAUGCUGCUUGGUUGGUUUUCAAGUGGGACAUGAAUUUGUUGUCGGCUAUUUAUGCGGGAAUAGUUUGCUCAGGCAUUGGAUAUUUUCUUGAGGGAGUGAUUAUGAAAGAGAAAGGACCCGUUUUUCUUACCACCUUCAAUCCAUUAUGCAUGGUAAUAGUUGCUGUGGUGAGUUUCUUCUUAUUUGGGGAGAAAAUCCUACUUGGAAGGGCAAUUGGAGCAUUUAUAUUAUGUCUGGGAUUAUUCAGUGUAGUUUGGGGUAAGAGUGGCGAUAUCAAUAACUCGUCACGUGCAAAGGAUGAAAUGAAUUCUGAAGAGUUGAAAGAGGCACAUUGUGAAAAUUCAGGAGACGAGUUGAGAGAGACACGCCGUGAAAAUUCAGGAGACGGGUUGAGAGAGACACGCCGUGAAAGUUCAGGAGACGAAAUUACAGUUGAGUUGGUCGAGGCUGAGGGACGGAGCUAUUCACAACAAAGUGUUAUGGUGUAUGAUGAUGUGUGGAGGCUGUCAGUGAUGAUUUAUGGUGUUGAGAGGUUUGUGUGGUAUGCACAUAGAGUAUUCUGGGCAGAGUUUUGUGAGGCUGAGAUGUUGAGGGUUUGUUUUGGUUUAACCAUUUUUGUGCAAGCUUUGGCCUUAGCAAGUAGUGGAGCAGCAAGAGGUUUUGGUUUAACCAUUUUUGUGCAAGCUUUGGCCUUAGCAAGUAGUGGAGCAGCAAGAGGUUUGUAG